CGGAAGCGGCGGCCGGGCAGCCAUGUCGCCUUUGUCUGCGGCGCUGGCGGCCCUGCGGGUCUACGCGGCGGGCGCGGCGGUGGUGUUGGCGCAGCUGCUGCGGCGCUGCCUCGGGGGCUUCGCGGAGCCAGCAGGUGCGCAGGAAUGAGUGGAGGCCCCCCAGGCGGGCCGCGGCACAGAAGCCAUGGAGGCGAAGGGCCUGGACCCGUCCCAGACGGACCUCAAGUUAGUGGCCCACCCGCGCGCCAAAAGCAAAGUGUGGAAGUACUUCGGCUUUGACACGAACGCCGAGGGAUGCAUCCUGCAGUGGAAAAAGAUAUACUGUCGCAUCUGCAUGGCUCAGAUUGCCUACUCCGGGAACACCUCCAACCUGUCCUACCACCUGGAGAAGAACCACCCCGACGAGUUCUGCGAGUUCGUCAAGAGCAACACGGAGCAGAUGCGCGAGGCCUUCGCCACCGCCUUCUCCAAGCUGAAGCCCGAGGCCUCCCAGCUGGCCCCGCAGGACACGCUGGCCGCCAAGGCCGGCCACGGCCACGAGAGCAAGCGGCAGCAGGAGCUCACGGCCGCCGUGCUCGGCCUCAUCUGCGAGGGCCUGUACCCCGCCUCCAUCGUGGACGAGCCCACCUUCAAGGUGCUGCUGAAGACGGCCGACCCCAGGUACGAGCUGCCCAGCAGGAAGUUCGUGUGCAGCAAGGCCAUCCCCGAGAAGUACGGCGCCGUGCGCGAGGCCGUCCUCAAGGAGCUGGGCGACGCCUCCUGGUGCGGCAUCUCCACCGACAUGUGGAGGAGUGAGAACCAGAACCGGGCGUACGUGACGCUGGCCGCCCACUUCCUGGGCGGCGGGGCCCCCGGCUGCCUGUCCGUGGGCUCCCGCUGCCUGAAGACGUUCGAGGUCCCCGAGGACAACGCGGCCGAGUGCAUCACCCGGGUCCUGUACGAGGCCUUCAUCGAGUGGGGCAUCAGCAGCAAGGUGUUCGGGGCCACCACGGACGGCGGCAAGGACAUCGCCAAGGCGUGCUCCCUGCUGGACAUCUCGGUCCAGAUGCCCUGCCUGGGCCACACGUUCAACGCGGGCAUCCAGCGCGCCCUGCAGCUGCCCAAGCUGGCCGGGCUGCUCGGCCGCUGCUGCAAGCUGGUCGAGUACUUCCAGCAGUCCGCGGUGGCCAUGUGCAUGCUCUACGAGAAGCAGAAGCAGCAGAACGUGGCUCCCUGCAUGCUGGUCAGCAACCGCGUGUCCUGGUGGGGCAGCACGCUGGCCAUGCUCCAGCGCCUGAGGGAGCAGCACUUCGUCAUCGCCGGCGUGCUGGUAGAGGACAGCAACAACCACCACCUGAUGCUGGAGGCGGCCGAGUGGGCCACCAUCGAGGGCCUGGUGGACCUGCUACAGCCCUUCAAGCAGGUGGCCGAGAUGCUGUCCGCCUCCAAGCACCCCACCAUCAGCAUGGUGAAGCCCCUGCUGCACAUGCUGCUGAACACCACCCUCAACAUCAAGGAGACCGACUGCAAGGAGGUCAGCAUGGCCAAGGAGGUGAUCGCCAAGGAGCUGUCCAAGACCUACCAGGAGACGCCGGAGAUCGACAUGUUCCUCAACGUGGCCACCUUCCUGGACCCCCGCUACAAGCGUCUGCCCUUCCUGUCUGCCUUCGAGAGGCAGCAGGUGGAGAACAGGGUGGUGGAGGAGGCCAAGGGGCUUCUGGACAAGGUCAAGGAGGGCGGCUACCGGCCGGCAGAGGACAAGAUGUUCGCGCUGCCCGAGGAGCCCCCGGUCAAGAAGCUGGUGCUGGCGUCCACGCCGCCGCCCACGAGCGUCAUCAACAGCAUGCUGGCCGAGAUCUUCUGCCAGACAGGGGGCGCGGAGGACCAGGAAGAGUGGCACGCGCAGGUGGUCGAGGAGCUGAGCAACUUCAAGUCGCAGAAGGUGCUGGGUCUCAACGAGGACCCGCUCAAGUGGUGGUCCGACCGCCUGGCCCUGUUCCCCGUGCUGCCCAAGGUGCUGCAGAAAUAUUGGUGCGUGGCGGCUACCCGCGUCUUCCCGGAGCGGCUCUUCGGCUCGUCCGCCAACGUGGUCAGCGCCAAGAGGAACCGCCUGGCCCCCGCGCACGUGGACGAGCAGGUCUUCCUGUACGAGAAUGCGCGCAGCGGCGCGGAGGCCGAGCCCGAGGACGAGGACGAGGGCGAGUGGGGCCUGAACCAUGAGCACAUGUUCCCCCUGGGCGACGCCGUGCACGCCGGCUUCUUUGGCAUCAGGGACAGCGGCUUCGUGUAGAUGCCGCGGUGGGGGCGGGGGGGGGGGGGGGCGUCACCACGAAGCUGACCCUUGAUGUGUGGUCCGCUGUAAAUACCCACGGUGCGCACCUGCGCGCAUGCGCGUGCGCGGCCGGUGCCGUCACCAAGGCAGGCGCGGGACGCAAACGCGCGGCUGUGCGCAUCCAGGAGCAGCCGCUCCGCGCGUUUCCUGGGAGAGCCUCCGUGCGCCCCAGCGGAAGGGCACAAAUCAACUAGGAAACUUCUGGAAGCCCCUUUACCCACCCGCUGGCUGGAUGCUGAUUGCAACUCUAAAGCCCCAGAGAUCCCCAGCCAGGAGGGGGAGGGGGGAGGCUCCUUUCUCUUGCCACCCCCAAGGACGGAGUACUCCCGACCCAGAGGGUUUGGGAUAAUCCCCAGGCAUGGGGAAAAAGAAAAAAA
Molecule: messenger RNA, 2688 nt
Organism: Lynx canadensis (Canada lynx)
Lineage: Eukaryota; Metazoa; Chordata; Mammalia; Carnivora; Felidae
Gene: ZBED1
Product: zinc finger BED-type containing 1
Exons: 2
Coding region: 185-2269 (694 amino acids)
Biological process (GO): regulation of transcription by RNA polymerase II
Cellular component (GO): nucleus
Molecular function (GO): protein dimerization activity; DNA binding
Source: RefSeq, a predicted model, not a curated record